CCGCGCGCCGGGUGCCCGUGGGGGCUGCUUUGGAGCCGCCGCGGCUGCAGCUGGAGCCCCGCGCUCGCACGCCCGCACGCUUACUGAGAACGGGCGCCUUGGCUCCAGAGUCCCCAGCCAGAUCCGCGAGCGUCGCCCCUCCUGCCUGGAGCUCACCCUCUUCCUCUUGCUCCGCCUGCAGCUGGCUCGGCGCGAGGAGCCGACAGGGCCUCGGGGCUGAAGGUAAAACCCCACGGAAGAAACAUGAGGUUCCCCUGGAAAUCAUUCAAGAGGAAGAUGGAAGGGGCCGUCUAAAAGAGAUCACGCUGCAGACUGCAAGACUGGGGCCAGAAGGCUGGCAGUGGAAAACCCUGCUGGGUUGUGAUCUCUCCCUGAGAAGUCCCAGUUGCCUUUUUGCUUCCUGCCAAAGGAAGGAAGAGAACAAGACCAUGUCCAUAGCCUUGAAGCAGGUGUUCAACAAGGACAAGACCUUCCGGCCGAAGAGGAAGUUCGAACCUGGCACACAGAGGUUCGAGCUCCACAAACGGGCUCAGGCAUCCCUCAACUCAGGCGUGGACCUGAAGGCAGCUGUGCAGCUGCCCAGCGGGGAGGAUCAGAACGACUGGGUGGCUGUGCACGUGGUGGACUUCUUCAAUCGGAUCAACCUCAUCUACGGAACCAUCUGUGAGUUCUGCACUGAGCGGACCUGCCCAGUGAUGUCAGGGGGCCCCAAAUAUGAGUAUCGGUGGCAGGAUGAUCUCAAGUACAAGAAGCCGACUGCACUGCCAGCCCCCCAGUACAUGAACCUUCUUAUGGAUUGGAUCGAGGUCCAGAUCAACAACGAGGACAUAUUUCCAACGUGUGUGGGUGUUCCCUUCCCAAAGAACUUCCUGCAGAUCUGCAAAAAGAUCCUGUGCCGCCUUUUCCGGGUCUUCGUCCACGUCUACAUCCACCACUUCGACCGGGUCAUCGUGAUGGGCGCCGAGGCCCACGUCAACACCUGCUACAAACACUUCUAUUACUUUGUCACAGAGAUGAACCUCAUAGACCGCAAGGAGCUGGAGCCCUUGAAAGAGAUGACGAGCAGGAUGUGUCACUAACACCCCAUCUUACCCUUCGGAAGAGAGAGGAAAGCUGUUUCCUCCUGGAGCCAUGGGCAGGCAGGAGGGAGACCUCCCUGGCUGAAAAGGCGCACCUACUUCCAGGAGCAGGCGAGCUGGAGACCAGCAGCGGCUCCCGAGAGAGAAAUGUUCCCGUUCACUUCGUGUGCCCUUAACCCUCUGAGUGCUGCUAGCCAUGACCUGUGGACCUGGUGGGGAGAGAGGGACACCCCUCCCCCUUCUGGCUCAGAUCACCUGGGAGGAAGGAAGCCUCUGCACUUACGUGACCUGCCACCUAAGCUUUACUGGAAUUCAGGUUUUGAUACUUGUACUUGUCCACUUUCCUGUCUUGUCAGCCAGCUGCCUUUUCUGUAGCAUGUUUUUUAAGUACCCAGUGAAUUUUGGAAUCCUGGAUGCAUAGCCAGUUUUUCUCUAACAAGCCUUCCCGUCCGGUCUCUGCAGGCUCGCGCCCUGAUGCUGUAGUCUUGCUCCGAGCCCUGAGACCCUCCCUGUUUCCCCCAUAACCAGUUUUACCAGGGACCCCUCUGCGGGAUGGCUUGUCGCUGCCCCAAACAGGGUCUGCACACGUUCACUGCAGGGAAGAGACGGAUCGUUAGCCUCAGGCUAAGGAGGUACAAGUUCACCCCAAAGAGAAUGUGUUUUGUUUUGUUUUGUUUUAUCAUCGCACCAUUCCAUGUCUCUUCCCUUCAAGAUUACUUUGUUCCUGUUUCCCUGGAGAGAAAUAAAAGGAAGUUAUAAAUGACCAAGAAGGAUCAGCAGAAGCCUUGAGCCAGAUAAGUGCAGUGUUUGUUUGUGAUGAAAAGGUGUGAUAGCUGUCUCUACACAAUACUGAACUUGCAGUGGAAAAAAAAAGUACAGUGGGAAAUUUGGUUCUUAUAACUCACAUGCCCAGCCCGUUGAUGUGUAAUCUUCCCAACUGGUCCUCUGAACUGGUACAUCCAGCCAAUGUUUUCUUCCUCUUCCUCCUCACUCUCGCCACACAUCUCCCCUGAUGGUACCACGGUUGCCAAGGUAACAGUGGAGCUGAAGCCAACGUCCUCCUUCCGUCCUCCCCAGUGUUUCUCCCCCAGCAGACAGAAUCAUUCUGUGCCACAGCCUGCCUUUUGAAAGCUGAGUGACUUUUAGCUGAAGAAAUGUUGCCUUGUCUGAUUUAUUUGCAAAACUGCGGUGGACCUGAGAGCCUGUGACUAGGGGGUGAUGAUACUUCCAAGGAUCAUUUGAUUUUGACAAAAUAGCCAUUGGUGGAGGGACAUAGAUAAGAAUGUAUUAGUGCAUUUUCAUGUAAUACUGAUUAAAGAAUAAUUCAACAAC
Molecule: messenger RNA, 2411 nt
Organism: Phacochoerus africanus (Common warthog)
Lineage: Eukaryota; Metazoa; Chordata; Mammalia; Artiodactyla; Suidae
Gene: MOB3B
Product: MOB kinase activator 3B
Exons: 4
Coding region: 429-1079 (216 amino acids)
Biological process (GO): positive regulation of protein phosphorylation; signal transduction
Cellular component (GO): nucleus; cytoplasm
Molecular function (GO): protein kinase activator activity
Source: RefSeq, a predicted model, not a curated record